Laccaria bicolor S238N-H82 is the source of this 165-nucleotide messenger RNA. RefSeq lists its product as uncharacterized. Lineage: Eukaryota; Fungi; Basidiomycota; Agaricomycetes; Agaricales; Hydnangiaceae. The transcript is spliced from 3 exons. The record is from RefSeq and is a predicted model, not a curated record. Bases 1 to 165 code for a protein of 54 amino acids.
AUGACCACACUCGGGUCUAUGGCUUUACGGCCAUAUCUGCGUUUAUUCGCCGUCAGUACUAACCAUCGAUUUGUAAUUUCUUCCCUCGUAUCCUCUAGACCAGCGUUUUGCCCCUUCGAUCGCGGAUGUUUGCUGGUUCGCAGCCGAGCGCUUGUCCAAAGGUAG